Molecule: messenger RNA, 2826 nt
Organism: Salvelinus sp. IW2-2015
Lineage: Eukaryota; Metazoa; Chordata; Actinopteri; Salmoniformes; Salmonidae
Product: zinc finger protein 232
Biological process (GO): regulation of DNA-templated transcription
Molecular function (GO): DNA-binding transcription factor activity, RNA polymerase II-specific; RNA polymerase II cis-regulatory region sequence-specific DNA binding
Source: RefSeq, a predicted model, not a curated record
AAUCGCAUCAGGGUACACAUGCAGUGCCACACAGGGGAGAGGCCGUUCAGCUGCUCUCAGUGUGGGAAGAGCUUCAGCCUUCAGAGCGGCUUGAAGAGACACAGGGUCAUUCACACUGCAGAGAGGCCUUACCACUGCACGGACUGUGGUAACAGAUUCAAUUCUAGAGCGGACCUGAAAAGACAUGAACAGAUUCAUGCAGCAAGGUAGACCUUUGAGAUGAAGCAGGUUGAUUUAGAAAAUAACUGCCCACGUGUACUAUGUUCAAUGUAUCUAUAGUUGCUGAUUAAUUUAAUGUUGAAAGGAAUAAAACUCUUUGAAUACAUGAUUCUCAUCCUUUCUGAAUAAAUGGUUGGUCACACAGUGUUAUUUAAUUGUUACAUACACACACACACAGAUCUCUUAAAAGUAAAAGAGUAAUAAGCAAGUACCCUUGUCUGACCCCGAAUGGUGCAUAGAGCAACUUAGGCAAAUAAAUACAUUUGGAACAGUGCUUUAGACAGAUUGUCACAUCAAAUAAAAAUAUUUACCAGAUCGGUGCAAUUGCAUUGGCAGUAUAAUCACCUCGAUGUCACAGAUCAGUGUGGGAGAGACCCAUCCUCUACAGUCUAGUUAGGUAUUAGUUUAGCUAUAAUGUAUAAUCUGUGCUAUAAUAUACAGUAGUGUUCGGGAAACGAAGCUUCCUGAAGCAUUGAGCAUUUCAAGCUAAUUGGGUCGAAAAUAUGUUCAUUACUCUUGGCUUUGAUCAACACGUACACUAGUGGCAGCUGCUGGUAAAAAUAAUUUACAAUAGCUAAAUUGUUACAGUUGACGUCGCACGCGCAGGGUAGCCGCAGAUAAAAUAUUUGGGCUAAUUUUUUUUGUAUUCUACCGGAAAAAAUCAGGUGGUUCGACAAAACGACGAUUCGGACGUCAUUGAUCACGUGCUUCUGACAAAGCAAUACAAGCAUCCGUCCACUGCUUCGAAAUAAUCUGUUUAGCUACUUCUACGCAUGCCUCAGAGUUCCAGUAUAAAACGUGACAUCACUAAUAUAUAGUAGCUGCCUGUCUCUUUUACCUCUGUGUACAGUUCUAGUAGAGAUAGGUAGAAGGUUUUGUAACUAGUUGAUUUGUUGACGCACACCAAAAAUAACGUUUGGAAAGUGGAGGAAGAGAUACCUGACUCUGGGCACUGGUGUGAUCUGGAGGAGGCUAAAUCCAAGUCUUUCCAUUAUAGUGAACCAAACUGGGAAACAAGGGGGGCAGCUCAUCCAUAGAAGACUGGCUGUGAACUCUGGCACUGGUACCAAUAAGGGAAGGGGGGUUGAUUUUCCAGUGUUGGAUUGAUGUUGUUGCAACUAUGUCAGAGGCCAUCCUCACCUUCCAGUACCAGCUCAAUGGAGUCAUGGAAACAGUCCUAAAAACUGCUGUGCAUGAGAUCACUCGGCUGGUGAAGGACAGCUUCCUGGAGGAAGUGACAUGGAGCAAGCAGGAAGUGGAUGUCUUGAAGGAGAGGCUGCAGCAGUGUGAGCAGAGAUGGAGGGACGGAGAGGAGGAGAGGAAGAGGAGGGAAGUUGAAGAGAGAGAGCAGAAAAAGAAGAGGGAAGAGUGCGAGCCGAGGGGGAUAUGUAGAAGAUGUGGUUGUGCUGGAGACACUGAGGAGAGGGAAGAGGCUCGGUUAGGAGAAGAGGAAGGUUGUGCUAUCAAACAGGAGAUGUUCCAGCCAGGUGGACCCAGCACUCUCCCAGAGAGCGAGUGUCCACAGGAAAUGGCCACACCCAGCUCUUCCUGUGUCUCUGAAAGGAUGGAAGAGAGGGUGGUCCAUAUCAAAGAGGAGUCCGAUGACUGGGGGGACUUGGUUACCCAGAUGAUCACAUCCCCAGAUUCUCCCAUGAUGAGCCUGAGUCAUUUGCAGAGAUUGAGCUCACAUCCUGGGGGAUGGAUCAGUGAGCCUCUACCUCCAGCACAAUUGGCCAGGGACCCUCCACCUCUACCUCCAGCACCAUGGACCAGGAAGGAGCAGCACCUACUCCCAAGGUCAUUGAUACCCACCCAGGGGACAGAGCAUGCUGUAGGGGCCCUCGAGACCAGUCCCAAUGGCCUGAGCAUCAACACAAUGGCAGAGCUCGGGGUCAAACCCUACAGCUGUCCACACUGUGGGAAGAGCUUCCCUCAGCUCCGAAAUCUCAAACACCAUCAGAAGUACCACCACACAGGGAAGAAGGCCUUCACCUGCUCCCAGUGUGGUAAGGGUUUUGUGUACAUGUCCCACUUCAGGGUACACAUGCAGCGCCACACGGGGGACAGGCCGUUCAGCUGCUCUCAGUGUGGGAAGAGCUUCAGCCUUCAGAGUGGCUUAAAGAAACACAGGGUCAUUCACACUGCAGAGAUGCCUUAUGUGGUGGAAAUUAAAUAUUAAUUACAUACUAUGCUGUUUUUACUUAAGAGAAUUGUCUACUGUUAUGUUAGUUUUACUGAUACGGGCUUGUCUUGUGUGACUUAGUCAUAAAUCUGAGCGUACAGAUUUAUGAGCUGCUUGGAUGUGACACAGUAUGUGACCUCCUGUGUUUACGAUCAGCAGGAAUUUAGCUAUGUGGGAUUUGCAGGGAGGAACAGAGUGGAGGCGAUAUCAGCUAUCAUGAUCUACACAGAUGAACUAAAUUACUUCUUACAACUCUGUUCCCAGGGCCUGUUUCUGCACAUCUGCUAACUGUCACAAAGAUAAAAGGAUGUACUUUCUAUAAAAGGCAAAAGACAGCUCUGUUCAUGGAGCUUUUCAACUCUGACUAUUUUUUGUGAUGAUUGAUUGCUUCAUUUUUGCAAAUCUUAUAAAGUUGUUUUAAAUAG